AUGGCGACGACCCAAGCCUCGCCAGCAGGCUCCUCCAAGGCCCCAGUGGACCCCAAGGCGCCACUACACAUCCAGCACCCGAAAUUCAAGCCCGAGUACCACGCAGCCGUCAGCCCCUGCCUGCUGACGACGGACACGGAGCGAUGGGUGACCCCGCUGUCCGCGCCGGCCUUCUUCCCGCUCGACGUCUUCCACACGGUGCUGGAGGAGCUCACGAGCCACCCGGAACAGAACUCGAGCCUGAUUCUGCGUGCUGAGCCGCUGCCAGUCCACAUCAGCGACGAGGACGACGAGGGGAUCGGCGCGCGGCUCGGCCUGACGCACAAGACCCAGCGGCUGCGCUUCGUGCCGCGCCAGCCGCGGCGCGACUCGCGCCUCGAGCAGCGCGUGUUCACGUAUGCAGAUGCGAGCGAUGGAGAGCAUGGCGAGCAGCGCCUCGGACUCGUCGUCAAACUCCCCGACGCGGAGAGCGCAGCCGACGUGCCGUACUACCACCCAGCGGUGCGCAAGCUCGCGUUCGUGUGGGAGGCGGCCGACGAGUCGGCCGAGGCCGUGUUCGACGAGGCGACCGGCGACAAGGUGUAUGGACGGAUAUCGAUCUCGUACCUCCCGUUCGAGGACUCGCCUUCUGCCGUCGGGCCCGACGUCUUCCUCGUGCCCCCGCCCAACAAGGCCAAGGCGGCGCGCAAGCGCUCCCCGCUCGCUCCGGUGACUGAGGAGCCUGCGGUGGUGCUCGAGGCCGAGGACAAGGCCGGGGCGGACGAGGCGCGCGCGCUCGCCGAGAAGAGACUGCAGCGAACUUGCCUUGCCCUGCUGGAGAAGCUGCACAAGCACGGCCAUGGCUCGCACAAUGGCUAUGUGAAGCGUGUUAUCCACGAUGUCGUAGUGUCCAAGGCCCCGUUCCAGGACCUGUAUCAGGCCUUGAAGGAGCGCCACCACACUCUCGAGUCGCGCAAGGCCAAGGCGUGGAGCACCAAGGUCGAGGACGUCAAGCGACAUGUGUGGAAGAACCCAGGCUCACCAGACGACCCGUCGCUUCCGGCCAAUCUCUCGGCGUGGGGCUCACAGGACAUUGCGAUUGCCGCGUUUCUCAUGCUGCUCUGGAAGGACAUGUACCCUGUGCGCGAGGGGCCCACGCUCACCGGCAUGGAGUGGGACAAGUGGGGUCGCCCAGGCGGGGGCUUUAUCGACUUGGGCUGCGGAAACGCACUCCUUGUUCACAUUCUCAUAUCAGAGGGCUACAGUGGCAAGGGGUACGAGCUUCGCAAGCGGCGUACCUGGCCAGAGUAUCCUGCAGAGACCCAGGCGGCGCUCGUCGAGCUGCCAAUCAACAUGCCCUCAUUGUUCCCAGAGACGCUGGAACAAUGGGAGAGCGGAGAGUGGCCGGGCAGCGAGUCGUGUGUCAUCAAGGAAGACACCUUUUUAAUCGGAAACCACGCCGAUGAGUUGACACCAUGGCUUCCUCUCCUGUCGCUUCUUCCCCGAUCGCCGGUGCCACACUUAUCCCUUCCUUGUUGCCUGCAUACACUCGACGACGCAUUCACGACCCUCGAUUACACACCUCCACCCCACCCGCAUACCCCUGCUGGCGGGUUUGACGAUGGCCUCGAGGCAGGCUCGAGCCGAUACAAGUCGUACGUCAUGUGGCUGGGCUGGUGUGGCUUGCAGGCCGGCUGGCAGUGGGAGAAGGAGCCCCUGCGCAUCCCCUCCACGCGUGGUUGGGGCAUUGUCGCCCGGAAGCGGUGGGCAACGGACAAGGAGCAAGAUCGUGAGUGCCGGACCUGGGCGUUGCAAGAGGUCAACAGGGUGCGCCAAGGUGGCGCCUUCAAGGUUCGGGAGAAGGAGGGCAAUGAUCACUAGACAACGGUGUUUUGGAAACCUGUAUCCGAGCGCCAGCGGUGCUUUCGAACAACCAUUCACAGCGCCAUCAAUACCAUGCACAACCAUACCCAAC
Vanrija pseudolonga is the source of this 1954-nucleotide messenger RNA. It is a transcript of the gene TRM44, whose product is annotated as tRNA (uracil-O(2)-)-methyltransferase. The coding region runs from base 1 to 1860 and encodes 619 amino acids. The record is from RefSeq and is a predicted model, not a curated record. Lineage: Eukaryota; Fungi; Basidiomycota; Tremellomycetes; Trichosporonales; Trichosporonaceae. The transcript is spliced from 6 exons. Gene Ontology annotation, biological process: tRNA methylation. Gene Ontology annotation, molecular function: tRNA (uridine) methyltransferase activity.